GAAACUGCUUAGGUACGGAGCUCGGAGUCGGAGCAAGGACUUGCCGGGCUGCAGCCUGGGAUAGAAUCCGCCCGCCUCGGAAGCUGCUCUGCCCGCGGCUGCUCGGGCAGCCCGUUCGCAGAGCUCGGAGGAUCCCGUUAGCACUUGCCCAGGGAUGUGCACCUGCCGUGCGCGGCGAGCGCCUGGGCAGGUCUGCAGGCAGCCGAGGGAGCGGUGAAGCAGGAGGAACUGUCUCUACCCAUGUGCAAGGCAGUGAUUCCGGGAGAGAGACAGGGUGAGUGAGUCUCUUUAGAGUUGGAAGGAAGGCACGAUCUUGAUUUUCUCUUCGGUGGAAGGACAGAGGACUCCCUGGGUCGGGUUUGGCACUUUCCUUCCUUCUCCACCCGCGUGCGCCCCGGCCCAGCGUCGAAGCCCCACUUCAAACAUGCUGUGGGUGCCGGGCAACCUUGCUGCUCAGCUGGAAGGCAGCAGGCAAGUGGUCUGACAGCGGCGGCGGCGGCGGCAGCAGCAAAGCGGGGAGCAAGGAAUUUGAAAAGAGACAUCGGCUCGUUUUCACACGCUGAGGGGGAGGCAUUCACGUUUCCCCAAAUGAGAAGGAGCCACAAGAAAUCAUGAAGUAAAAACUUUGGAAAGCUGCCACUGGAGAUGUUGCACAAAAUCCUGGAAUCUUUCAGGAGUCUCCUCCCAGUCGGUGGAGGUUUGGGGAGCAGCUGAUACAGCAAGGAGGGCUCUUGCAAGGAUUCAAGUUCCAGGAGCCUUGGUGGAGCGGCACAGAGCGAGAGAGUGUGGCGAGAGAAUGAAGACACCAACCGCCUGGGAGAAGCAUGAGGUGGCAGUGCGGCGCUCGGUUUAGAGGGCUUCGGCCGGAGGCGGCGGCCCCAUGGGCAGCUCUGCUGGCACUGGCGCUCCCCGGUUGGGUGCUGGCUGUCUCGGCCACGGCGGCCGCUUUGGUACCCGAGCAUCAUGCCUCCGCGGCCGGCCAGCCGCCCCUGGACUGGCUGCUCACAGAUCGGGGCCCGUUCCACCGCGCGCAGGAGUACACCGACUUCGUGGAGCGCUACCGCCAGGGUUUUACCACCAGAUACAGGAUCUACAGGGAGUUUGCACGUUGGAAAGUGAACAACCUGGCUCUAGAAAGGAAGGACUUCUUUAGUUUGCCAUUGCCUCUUGCCCCAGAGUUUAUCCGGAACAUCCGCCUCCUCGGAAGGAGACCCAACCUACAACAGGUCACCGAAAACCUGAUCAAAAAGUACGGCACUCACUUCUUACUUUCUGCCACCCUUGGAGGAGAAGAGUCCCUGACCAUUUUUGUGGACAAGCGGAAACUGAGCCGAAAGUCAGAGGUGGCAGGAAUUGCCCCUAUAGUCGGGGGCGGUGGGAACGGCUCUGCUGUGUCCCUGGAGACCCUGCACCAGCUGGCAGCCUCCUACUUCAUCGACAGAGAGAGCACGCUGCGACGGCUGCACCAUAUCCAGAUAGCCACCGGGGCCGUCAAGGUCACGGAGACCAGGACCGGUCCCCUGGGCUGCAGCAACUACGACAACCUAGACUCGGUCAGCUCUGUCCUGGUACAGAGUCCGGAGAACAAAGUGCAGUUACUCGGCCUGCAGGUGCUGCUGCCCGAGUACCUGCGGGAGCGCUUCGUGACCGCUGCGCUCAGCUACAUCACAUGCAGCUCUGAGGGCGAGCUCAUCUGCAAGGAGAAUGACUGUUGGUGCAAGUGCAGCCCCACCUUCCCAGAAUGCAACUGUCCUGACGCUGACAUCCAGGCCAUGGAGGACAGCCUGCUGCAGAUCCAGGACUCCUGGGCGACUCACAACCAGCAGUUUGAGGAGUCAGAGGAAUUCCAGGCCCUGCUGAAGCGGCUGCCGGAUGACAGGUUCCUGAACUCCACAGCCAUCUCCCAGUUCUGGGCCAUGGACACCAGCCUCCAGCACCGCUACCAGCAGCUGGGAGCCAGCUUGAAAGUGCUGUUCAAGAAGACCCAUCGGAUCGUCCGCCGGCUCUUCAACCUCUGCAAGCGCUGCCACCGGCAGCCCCGCUUCCGCCUGCCCAAGGAGAGGUCUUUGUCCUACUGGUGGAACCGUAUCCAGUCCCUCCUCUACUGUGGAGAGAGCACCUUCCCUGGCACCUUCCUGGAACAGAGCCACAGCUGCACCUGCCCCUACGACCAGUCUUCCUGCCAGGGCCCCAUCCCUUGUGCCUUGGGCGAAGGGCCCGCCUGUGCCCACUGUGCCCCAGACAACAGCACACGCUGUGGGAGCUGCAACCCAGGCUACGUGCUCGCCCAGGGCUUGUGCCGCCCCGAGGUGGCCGAGUCGCUGGAGAACUUUCUGGGGCUGGAGACAGACCUGCAGGACCUGGAGCUGAAGUACCUGCUGCAGAAGUGGGACAGCCGCAUCGAGGUGCACUCCAUCUUCAUCAGCAAUGACAUGCGCCUGGGCAGCUGGUUCGACCCUUCCUGGAGGAAACGCAUGCUGCUCACCCUGAAGAGCAACAAGUACAAGCCCGGGCUGGUGCACGUGAUGCUGGCCCUGUCCCUGCAGAUCUGCCUCACCAAGAACAGCACCCUGGAGCCUGUCAUGGCCAUCUACGUCAACCCCUUUGGGGGCAGCCACUCUGAGAGCUGGUUCAUGCCCGUGAACGAGGGCAGUUUCCCAGACUGGGAAAGGACUAAUGUGGAUGCCGUCGCCCAGUGCCAAAACUGGACUAUUACCUUGGGCAAUAGGUGGAAGACCUUCUUUGAGACAGUCCAUGUUUACCUACGGAGCCGAAUCAAGUCCCUGGAUGACAGCUCCAACGAGACAAUCUACUACGAGCCUCUGGAGAUGACCGAUCCCUCCAAGAACUUGGGCUACAUGAAAAUCAACACCUUGCAGGUCUUUGGCUACAGCCUGCCCUUUGACCCGGAUGCCAUCCGGGACUUAAUUCUCCAGUUAGACUACCCAUAUACUCAAGGUUCCCAGGACUCUGCCCUCUUGCAGCUCAUCGAGCUUAGGGACCGGGUCAACCAGCUUUCUCCGCCUGGCAAGGUGCGGCUCGACCUUUUCUCCUGCUUGCUCCGGCAUCGGCUCAAGCUGGCCAACAAUGAGGUGGGCAGGAUCCAGUCCUCUCUGAGGGCUUUCAACUCCAAGCUGCCAAACCCUGUGGAGUAUGAGACAGGCAAACUCUGUAGCUAAUGGGGGACCCACUCCAGCGCCGGGCAGGGAGGGGAUCCAUGAAUCCGGGGUGCAAAGAUCUAAGCCCUCACCUUAGUGCCAACGGGGUGUUCCCUUAAGACUGCACCCAGCAGAUGGGACUCGGGGCUUGAACUGAAGCAGGCAGGAGAGAAAGAAACAGCCGCUGCACACAUGCACACACCACGCGUGUGCACACACGUGCGCACACGCACACGCACACACACACACACACACACUCACAAGGGGAGGCGAGCACUCAGCAGCCUGGGAUCUGUAAAGUCGGUGCUUUCUCACAUGAAUGCGGUUGAAGGAGAGGGAGCCAAGGGAGAGCUUCAGAAAAGGAACCAGCCCAACCGUGCAACACACAGAUUCUUAAAAGUGAUUCUUAGCAUUCAAGAAAGCAAGAGGGAACAACAAUGCGAGGGGUGGGAGCACCGCCUCCCCCUCUGUGGAGUCACUUUUGUAUUCUUUUUAGCCAGAUUUCUUAAAUGGCGUUGUUUCAUGAUUCCCCACAGUGGUUCUUACUUUUUGUUCGCUGCCUCCUCUGAGCCCUCCAGACACGGACCGCUCCUCAGGCCAGCUCCGUCGAGGAAACGGGGGGGUAACGCCCGCAGACGACCCCUCGGGGCAGCAAGGCAGCCCUGCUGCCUUCCCUCUCCCUCGGCCCCCUCGCUUCCUUGGGCUCUCCGGUGUCAGGGCCUGGCUGGCUCCACGUUCCCCUUGUGGUCCAGCCAGAGCUCCUCUCCCAGCAGCAUCUGUUCUGUCCAAGAAAGCAGCUCUGUCAACUUAGAGACGAUGUAUAGGGAAAUGUUCUUUUUUAAAAAACAAAAAACAGAAAACAAAAAAUA
Messenger RNA from Balaenoptera musculus (blue whale), 4027 nucleotides. RefSeq names its product BMP/retinoic acid inducible neural specific 2 (gene BRINP2). Lineage: Eukaryota; Metazoa; Chordata; Mammalia; Artiodactyla; Balaenopteridae. The record is from RefSeq and is a predicted model, not a curated record. The transcript is spliced from 8 exons. Bases 825 to 3179 code for a protein of 784 amino acids. Gene Ontology annotation, biological process: negative regulation of mitotic cell cycle; positive regulation of neuron differentiation.